Molecule: messenger RNA, 1095 nt
Organism: Andrographis paniculata
Lineage: Eukaryota; Viridiplantae; Streptophyta; Magnoliopsida; Lamiales; Acanthaceae
Product: glycine-rich cell wall structural protein 1-like
Exons: 1
Coding region: 1-1095 (364 amino acids)
Source: RefSeq, a predicted model, not a curated record
AUGAGGGUGUUCCAGAAAUGGGUGUGUGUGCUGGUUUUGAUGGGGGUGGUGCUGCUGAAUCUGAGUUUAGAGUGUGUUGGUAAUGGUGAUGGGAAAGUUGAAAAGGAUUACUGGAGGGAUGACGACUGUAGGUAUUCACGCCGAGGCUGCUAUGGGGGCAGGUUUGGGCGCGGCCCGGGCGGAUGGGGCCGCGGCCCGGGCCGCUUUGGUCGAGGGCCGGGCUAUGGAAGAGGCGGAGGACUUGGAGGUGGUGGGGGUUUGGGAGGCGGCGGAGGGCUUGGAGGUGGUGGUGGUUUGGGAGGCGGAGGAGGACUUGGGGGAGGUGGUGGUUUGGGAGGCGGAGGAGGACUCGGAGGUGGUGGUGGAUUGGGAGGCGGGGGAGGUGCGGGAGGUGGUGUGGGUGGAGGUGGAGGUUUAGGUGGUGGCGGAGGAGCGGGUGGGGGUCACGGCGGAGGAUUCGGGGCUGGCGGAGGAGUUGGUGGAGGUGCGGGAGGAGGUGUUGGAGGAGGUGGCGGUUUUGGCGGUGGAGGAGGAGGGGGGCUUGGUGGAGGCCAUGGUGGGGGGUUUGGAGCUGGAGGAGGAGUUGGGGGAGGGGCUGGCGGUGGUGCUGGUGGUGGAGGGGGAGGAGGAGGUGGUGGUGGAGGAGGAGCGGGAGGAGGUAGUGGUGGAGGAUUUGGAGCCGGUGGAGGAGUCGGCGGUGGUGCUGGGGGAGGUGUUGGCGGAGGAGGUGGAUUUGGGGGUGGCGGAGGAGUAGGUGGCGGUGGAGGUCAUGGAGGAGGCUUUGGAGCCGGAGGAGGUGUAGGUGUUGGUGGAGGAGCCGGCGGUGGGGGCGGCGGCGGAGGCGGUGGAGGUGGUGGUCGUGGGGGUGGAUUUGGUGGAGGAGUUGGCGGCGGUGCUGGUGGAGGACUCGGCGGUGGAGCUGGUGGGGGUCUUGGUGGCGGAGCCGGCGGAGGUCUUGGCGGUGGGCACGGCGUGGGAGGUGGUGGAGGGUUGGGAGUUGGCAUCGGCAUUGGGGUCGGGAUAGGAGUUGGCGGCGGCGCUGGCCACGGAGUUGGAGUUGGCGGCGGCAGCGGCGGCGGCGGUGGAAAAAGAUGA